Molecule: messenger RNA, 3540 nt
Organism: Zygotorulaspora mrakii
Lineage: Eukaryota; Fungi; Ascomycota; Saccharomycetes; Saccharomycetales; Saccharomycetaceae
Product: pyruvate carboxylase 2
Exons: 1
Coding region: 1-3540 (1179 amino acids)
Biological process (GO): gluconeogenesis; pyruvate metabolic process
Cellular component (GO): cytoplasm
Molecular function (GO): metal ion binding; ATP binding; pyruvate carboxylase activity
Source: RefSeq, a predicted model, not a curated record
AUGUCUACUAAGAAGCUUUCGGGGUUGAGGGACAACUUCAGCCUGCUCGGCGAGAAGAAUAAGAUCCUGGUGGCCAACCGAGGGGAGAUUCCGAUCAGAAUCUUCAGAUCUGCGCAUGAAUUGUCGAUGAGGACGGUUGCGAUCUACUCGCACGAGGAUCGGUUGUCGAUGCACAAGCUGAAGUCAGACGAAGCGUACGUGAUCGGAAACGAGGGAGAGUUCACGCCAGUGGGCGCGUACCUGGCGAUCGACGAGAUCAUCGAAAUUGCCAAGAAACACAAGGUGGAUUUCAUUCACCCGGGCUACGGGUUCCUGUCGGAGAACGCGGAAUUUGCCUUGAAAGUGGCAGCCAGCGGCAUCACUUGGAUCGGACCGCCAGCGGAGGUCAUCGAUUCAGUUGGUGACAAGGUCAGCGCAAGAAACCUGGCGGAUAAGGCGCAGGUGCCAACGGUUCCAGGUACUCCGGGGCCAAUCGAAACCGUCGAGGAAGCGGAGGCGUUUGUGCAAACAUACGGGUAUCCGGUGAUCAUAAAAGCUGCCUUCGGUGGUGGUGGUAGAGGUAUGAGAGUCGUGCGUGAAGGAGACGACGUGGCUGACGCUUUCCAACGUGCGACUUCAGAGGCUCGUACUGCCUUCGGUAACGGAACUUGUUUCAUCGAGAGAUUUUUAGUUAAACCCAAACAUAUUGAGGUUCAACUCUUGGCUGAUAACUACGGUAAUGUUGUUCAUCUUUUCGAGAGAGACUGUUCGGUGCAAAGAAGACACCAGAAAGUUGUUGAAGUUGCACCUGCCAAGACUUUGCCAAUUGAGGUCCGCAAUGCGAUUUUGACGGAUGCUGUUAAGCUCGCUAAGGUCGCUGGAUACAGAAAUGCGGGUACCGCGGAAUUCUUGGUCGACAGCCAGAACAGACAUUAUUUCAUCGAGAUUAACCCAAGAAUUCAAGUCGAACACACCAUUACUGAGGAAAUUACUGGUAUUGACAUCGUUGCUGCCCAAAUUCAAAUCGCUGCUGGUGCAUCUUUGGAGCAAUUGGGUCUGCUACAGGAUAGAAUAACUACACGUGGUUUUGCCAUCCAAUGUCGUAUUACAACCGAGGAUCCAUCCAAGAAUUUCCAACCCGAUACUGGUAGAUUAGAAGUCUACAGGUCAUCUGGUGGUAACGGUGUUAGACUGGACGGUGGUAAUGCAUUUGCCGGUGCUGUUAUCUCUCCCCAUUAUGACUCCAUGUUAGUGAAGUGUUCUUGUUCCGGGUCAACCUACGAGAUUGUGCGCCGUAAGAUGUUGAGAUCUUUGGUUGAAUUCAGAAUCAGAGGUGUCAAAACAAAUAUUCCAUUCUUAUUGACUUUAUUGACAAAUCCGGUAUUUGUUUCUGGUAAUUAUUGGACCACUUUCAUCGAUGAUACUCCUCAAUUGUUCCAAAUGAUUUCAUCCCAAAAUAGAGCUCAAAAAUUAUUAUUGUAUUUGGCAGAUUUAGCUGUCAAUGGUUCAAGUAUCAAGGGACAAAUUGGUAUACCAAAAUUAAAGACUCAUCCAACAAUACCAAAUUUACAUAAUAAAAACACUGGUGAGAUUAUUAACGUUUUCACAACAACACCGCCAGAUGGCUGGAGACAAGUUUUAUUGAAUUAUGGUCCAGAAGAAUUUGCAAAGCAAGUUAGAGAUUUCAAUGGUACUUUAAUUAUGGAUACCACAUGGAGAGAUGCCCACCAAUCUUUACUAGCGACAAGAGUUAGAACUUAUGAUUUAGCUGCAAUUGCUCCUACAACUUCCCAUGCAUUAGCUGGUGCUUUUGCUCUUGAAUGUUGGGGUGGUGCCACUUUUGAUGUUGCUAUGAGAUUUUUACAUGAAGAUCCAUGGGAACGUUUAAGAAAAUUACGGAAAUUAGUACCAAAUAUCCCAUUCCAAAUGUUAUUGCGUGGUGCAAACGGUGUUGCUUAUUCCUCAUUACCUGAUAAUGCAAUUGAUCACUUUGUUAAACAAGCAAAAGAAAAUGGUGUUGAUAUCUUCAGAGUAUUUGAUGCAUUAAAUGACUUAGAACAAUUAAAGGUAGGUGUUGAUGCUGUUAAAAAGGCAAAUGGUGUUGUUGAAGCAACCAUGUGUUAUUCUGGUGAUAUGUUGCAACCAGGUAAAAAAUAUAAUUUGGAUUAUUACUUGGAUGUUGCCGAAAAAAUUGUUGAAAUGGGCACUCAUAUCUUAGGUAUCAAAGAUAUGGCAGGCACAAUGAAACCAUCAGCGGCAAGAUUAUUAAUUGGUUCUAUUAGAGCAAAAUACCCAAAUUUACCAAUUCACGUUCAUACUCAUGAUUCGGCUGGUACUGGUGUUGCAUCGAUGACUGCUGCUGCUUUAGCUGGUGCAGAUGUUGUCGAUGUAGCAACAAAUUCGAUGUCUGGUAUGACAUCGCAACCAUCCAUGAAUGCAUUAUUAGCUUCCUUAGAUGGUGAAAUUGAUACUAACAUCAACAUUGAACAUACAAGAGAACUUGAUGCUUACUGGGCAGAAAUGAGACUAUUAUAUUCUUGCUUUGAAGCGGACAUCAAAGGUCCAGAUCCAGAAGUUUAUGAACAUGAAAUUCCUGGUGGUCAAUUAACAAAUCUGUUAUUCCAAGCACAGCAAUUGGGCCUCGGUGAAAAAUGGGCAGAAACUAAAAAAGCUUACAGAGAUGCUAAUUAUUUAUUAGGUGAUCUAGUUAAAGUUACUCCGACCUCAAAAGUUGUUGGUGAUUUAGCUCAAUUUAUGGUUUCUAAUAAAUUGACACCUGAUGAUGUUCGAAGAUUAGCGAAUUCAUUAGAUUUACCAGAUUCUGUUAUGGAUUUCUUCGAAGGUUUAAUUGGUCAACCAUAUGGUGGGUUCCCAGAACCUUUGAGAUCCGAUGUCUUGAAAAAUAAAAGAAGAAAGCUUACUUGUCGCCCGGGCUUAGAAUUAGCUCCAUUUGAUUUAGAAAAAAUUAGGGAGGAUCUACAAGACAGAUUUGGUGAUAUUGAAGAAUGUGAUGUUGCUUCUUAUAACAUGUAUCCAAAGGUGUAUGAAGACUUCCAAAAAAUUAGAGAAACCUAUGGUGAUUUAUCAGUUCUACCAACCAAAAAUUUCUUAUCGCCACCACAAAUUGGUGAAGAAAUUGAAGUUACCAUUGAACAAGGUAAAACUUUAAUUAUAAAACAUCAAGCUAUUGGUGAUUUGAAUAAGGAAACCGGUGUUAGAGAGGUAUAUUUUGAACUGAAUGGUGAAUUAAGAAAAAUUCCAAUCGUUGAUAAGUCACAAAAGGUUGAAACAGUUUCUAAACCAAAGGCCGACGGUCAUGAUCCAUUCCAAAUUGGUGCACCAAUGGCAGGUGUUAUUGUUGAAGUUAAAGUUCACAAGGGUUCUUUAAUUAAGAAAGGUCAAGCAGUCGCGGUUUUAAGUGCAAUGAAGAUGGAAAUGGUGAUUUCUUCUCAAACUGAUGGUCAAGUUAAAGAAGUUUUCGUCAAUAAUGGUGAAAAUGUGGAAGCUUCAGAUCUUUUAGUCACGUUGGAAGAUGCUGUCAUUCCAACAGAGGAAAAAUAA